GUACCCUCAAAUACUUCCUUUUAAGACUGCCGAGGAAAAACAUUUGUCACACGAUUUCACAAAUCUCUUGAAAGAUGCCACAGAAUGAACACAUUGAGCUUCAUAGGAAGCGCCAUGGAUACAGACUUGAUUAUCAUGAGAAAAAGAGAAAGAAAGAGGGAAGAAAGGCCCAUGAGAUGGCAGAGAAAGCCAAAAAGCUUAGGGGAAUAAGGGCCAAAUUGUACAAUAAGAAACGACAUGCAGAGAAGGUUCAAAUGAAGAAAACAAUAAAGAUGCAUGAAGAAAGAAAAACAAAACAGAAGAAUAAUGAUGAAGUACCAGAGGGAGCAGUUCCAGCAUACUUACUUGACAGAGAGGGCCAAAGUAGAGCUAAAGUCUUGUCCAACAUGAUUAAACAGAAAAGAAAGGAGAAAGCUGGUAAAUGGGAGGUUCCUUUGCCAAAAGUAAGAGGCAUGAGUGAGGCAGAGGUGUUCAAAGUCAUCAAGAGUGGCAAAACAAAACGUAAAGGAUGGAAAAGAAUGGUCACCAAAGUGUGUUAUGUGGGAGAGGGGUUUACAAGAAAACCACCCAAAUUUGAGAGAUUUAUUCGACCAAUGGGUCUGAGAUUUAACAAAGCACAUGUAACACAUCCAGAACUUAAAGCCACAUUUUGUCUUCCCAUCAUCGGUGUGAAGAAAAAUCCCACGUCAACCAUGUAUACAAGCUUAGGAGUCAUUACAAAAGGAACCAUCAUAGAGGUUAAUAUUAGUGAAUUAGGUCUUGUUACGCAAGCUGGUAAAGUAAUUUGGGGUAAAUAUGCUCAGGUGACAAACAAUCCAGAAAAUGAUGGAUGCAUCAAUGCUGUACUACUGGUGUAAAAAAGAAAGUUAAUAAAAAUCUCGGCAGUCAGUCAA
Saccostrea echinata is the source of this 893-nucleotide messenger RNA. RefSeq names its product ribosome biogenesis protein NSA2 homolog. The transcript has 10 exons. Gene Ontology annotation, biological process: maturation of LSU-rRNA; maturation of 5.8S rRNA. Gene Ontology annotation, cellular component: nucleolus; preribosome, large subunit precursor. Lineage: Eukaryota; Metazoa; Mollusca; Bivalvia; Ostreida; Ostreidae. Bases 75 to 857 code for a protein of 260 amino acids. The record is from RefSeq and is a predicted model, not a curated record.